This is a messenger RNA of Vicia villosa (hairy vetch), 1668 nucleotides long. Its product is annotated as beta-glucosidase 13-like. The record is from RefSeq and is a predicted model, not a curated record. Lineage: Eukaryota; Viridiplantae; Streptophyta; Magnoliopsida; Fabales; Fabaceae. Gene Ontology annotation, molecular function: beta-glucosidase activity. Bases 1 to 1668 code for a protein of 555 amino acids. The transcript is spliced from 15 exons. Gene Ontology annotation, biological process: carbohydrate metabolic process.
AUGGCAUAUGAAAGAAGCCAUAUAAAGGUGGAGCUACAUAUUGAUAACAAGGGAAUUUUUUAUACAAUCAACAAAAAUGCAUCUAAAAUGAACACAGGAAAAAUCUCGCUUCAACAGAUAAGAAACAUUCUGGACCGUGAUUGGGAGGUGACUUCAUCUCCAAGAAUUCACAAAACUCUUGCGGCAAUUUUCUUCAUUAUUUUCUUUUCCCAUAAUCCAGUGGAGGGUCGAGGAAAAGCACCACAAGUGGUAAACAGAAACUCGUUUCCACAAGAUUUUUUGUUUGGUGUUGGAACAUCUGCUCUACAGAUAGAAGGAUCAGCUCAUGAAGGAGGGAGAGGACCAAGUGUUUGGGAUUCAAUAUUUAUGAGUGAAAAAGCAACAACGAUUAAGGAUAUUGAUAAGUGCGGUACAAUGAUAGACCAUUAUAAGCGAUAUAGCGAGGAUGUGAAACUUUUAAAGAAACUUGGUAUAAACUCUUACCGAUUUUCCAUUGCAUGGAGUAGAAUAUUUCCCGAUGGAACCUUAGAAGGAGGUAUAAAUCAAGAAGGCAUAGACUUCUAUAACAAGUUGAUCGAUGAAUUACUUGCUAAUGGCAUCACACCUUUUGUUACAAUUUUGCACUUUGAUUAUCCACUAAGUCUUUUUACUAAAGGAGGCUUCUUGAAUCCAUCUAUCAUAAAACAUUUCAAGGAUUAUAGUGAUGUUUUAUUCAAGGCUUAUGGAGAUCGUGUAAAACAUUGGACUACAUUCAACGAGUUAGAAAUCACGGCGAUAUUUAAUUAUAUGCAUGGUUUUGAUAUUCCUAUUCCAGAAAAUUGCCAAAUUACUAAAGAAUGCAGAGAUGUUUAUACUUUGAUGCAUAUAUGCCUCCUUUCCCAUGGUGAAUCUGUUAAGUUAUACAGAGAAAAAUAUCAGGCAAAACAAGGUGGAGAAAUUGGAAUUGUUUUAUCCAUUGAAGAUUAUAUUCCAUUCAGUAGAAAACCAGAGGAUGUAGCUGCAACUGUAAGGCUUAGGGAUUUUUCUACAGGAUGGAUUUUGGAUCCAUUAUUUAAUGGUGAUUAUCCUACAAGCAUGAAGGAGCUAGUGAGAGAUAGGCUUCCAAAAUUCACUGAAGAGGAAAAGAGAUUAAUCAAAGGAAGUUUAGAUUUUAUUGGAAUAAAUUAUUAUAGAUCUUUUUUUGGUAAAGAUGAACCAAACAAAUUUCUUAUUAAGGGUUUGGACAAUUACGAUUCUUUGGCAAUAAAACAAGUAUUUAAUGACGAGGGAAUAAUAUUGGGUAUACGGGAUAAUGCAACAAUGAGCUUUGUAAAUCCACAAGGAUUAUACAAUGUCUUAGUAUUCUUGAAGAAAACAUAUAAUAAUCCUAAGAUCUACAUUACUGAAAAUGGUAUUGCUUCAGGAACAAUUUCACAACCAUUGAAAGACAAACAUCGCAUGGAUUAUAUUGCAACACAUAUAAAUUAUGUGAAACGAGCACUUGAUGCUGGAGUAAAUGUUAAAGGAUUCUUUGUGUGGUCUGCAUUUGAUACUUUUGAAUUUCAUCAAGGUUUUUCUGACAAAUGGGGGCUCAUAUAUAUUGAUUUUGCUGAUAAUCUCAAACGUGUGCCAAAACAAUCUGCUAGAUGGUACAGAUGGUUUCUCACAGGAAAUAGAAACUUUGUUUAG